Alligator mississippiensis (American alligator) is the source of this 2523-nucleotide messenger RNA. Its product is annotated as cholesterol side-chain cleavage enzyme, mitochondrial. The coding region runs from base 227 to 1786 and encodes 519 amino acids. Gene Ontology annotation, molecular function: oxidoreductase activity, acting on paired donors, with incorporation or reduction of molecular oxygen; heme binding; monooxygenase activity. Gene Ontology annotation, cellular component: mitochondrial inner membrane. The record is from RefSeq and is a predicted model, not a curated record. Gene Ontology annotation, biological process: glucocorticoid biosynthetic process; cellular response to peptide hormone stimulus; cholesterol metabolic process. Lineage: Eukaryota; Metazoa; Chordata; Crocodylia; Alligatoridae. The transcript has 9 exons.
CCUGCAUGCCUAUGGAGAUGUUGCAUUGACCUUUCCCUGCCAUUACAGUAGGCAGUGAGUGAUUGGGAGGCGGGUAUGAGAGCAAGGCAACAGCAGCCUGUUGUGAGUUAGCUCCUAUCCUUGACAGGGACUCUGUUAGUAUAAGAGCAAUGCUCUUGGAGCUGGGGUGAGUCCAGAGGACUUUUCCCCAACGAGGUGGUGCACUUGUUCCCUUCCUCGUCUGGCCAUGUUAGCCAGGAGUAGCUCCCGCUGGCUGGCUCCAGGGAACCCUGGGAUGCUCUCUCCUGCUUCCUCCCAAUUUCCUGGCUACCGCAGGGCUCAUGCAGUCAAGGGGGAGCUGUACUCCCCCUCUUUUCAAAGGAAGGGGGCCAGGCCUUUUAAUGAAGUCCCAGGCAACUGGAAAACUGGCUGGUUCAACCUCUACCACUUCUGGCAGGAAGGUGGCUUCCACAAUGUCCACAACAUCAUGGCCCGGCAGUUUCAGAAGUUUGGACCCAUUUACAGGGAGAAGCUUGGCAUCUAUGAGAGCGUGAAUAUCAUUAACCCUGAAGAUGCUGCCACUCUCUUUAAAUCAGAAGGCAUGUUCCCAGAGAGGUUCACCGUGUCCCCCUGGGUGGCCUACCGAGACCACCGCAACAAGUCGUAUGGUGUGCUUCUCAAGAAUGGGGAGGCUUGGCGCUUCGACCGCCUGAUCCUGAACAAGGAGGUCCUGUCCCCACAGGUGAUGGACAACUUCGUGCCCCUCCUGAAUGAAGUGGGAGAGGACUUUGUCCGGAGGGUCAGGGUCCAGAUUGAGAAGAGUGGCCGGGGGAAGUGGACGGCCGACUUCACUAACGAGCUGUUCCGCUUCGCUCUGGAGUCAGUGUGCCAUGUCCUGUAUGGAGAGCGCUUGGGGCUCCUGCAGGACUUUGUUGACCCUGAGGCCCAGCGAUUCAUCGAUGCGGUGAGCAUGAUGUUCCACACCACCUCGCCCAUGCUCUACAUCCCAGUCAAGCUGUUCCACUGGAUCAAUUCCAAGACCUGGCAGGACCACGUGAAGGCCUGGGAUGUAAUUUUCAUGCAAGCUGACAAAUGCAUCCAGAACGUCUACCGAGAUCUCCGGCUGCAACGGAAGAGCGCCAAGGAGUACACUGGCAUCCUGUCCACACUUUUAAUGCAGGACAAGCUGCCCAUUGAUGACAUCAAGGCCAGUGUGACAGAGAUGAUGGCAGGUGGGGUGGACACGACCUCCAUGACCCUCCAGUGGGCCAUGUUCGAGCUGGCUCGCUCUCCAGGUGUGCAGGAGCAGCUGCGGACUGAGAUCUUUGCAGCCAAGCAGGCAGCCCAGGGGGACAUGCUGAAGAUGCUGAAAUCUGUCAAACUGCUCAAAGCUGCCAUCAAGGAGACUCUCCGGCUCCAUCCAGUGGCCAUAACCCUUCAGAGAUACACAAUGCAAGAAAUGGUCCUCCAGGAUUACCGUAUCCCUGCCAAGACGCUGGUGCAGGUAGGGAUAUAUGCAAUGGGCCGUGACCCCAAGUUUUUCGUCAAGCCAGAGCAGUUCAACCCGGAGCGAUGGCUGAUGAUGGAAACAAAAUACUUCAAGGGGCUGGGCUUUGGCUUUGGACCACGCCAGUGUCUUGGUCGCAGGAUUGCUGAGCUGGAGAUGCAGCUCUUCUUGAUUCAUAUGUUGGAGAACUUCAAGAUAGAAACCAAGAGAGGAUUGGAGAUUGGGACCAAGUUUGACCUCAUCCUAAUCCCUGACAAGCCAAUAUACCUGACGUUACGGCCUCUCAGCGCCCAUCCGUGAAUGGAGCAGCAGCUGCCCUGACCAAUUCUGUGACUAGGCUGGGGCAAUAGGUGAGGGAGAUACUGUCACUUGCCUGAAGCACAACCCAGUCCUGUGGCAAUCUGUAGCAGGACACAGCAGCAGCUCUGGUGCCCACCCCGGGCCUGAGGUGUUCAAAGCAUGGUUGAACCAUUCAUGAAUUCAGUCUCACAGGCCCUCCUGGUAGUCAGUCAUUAUAGUUAUCCCCAUUUUACAGAUGGUGAACUGAGGGAUUCCAAUGCAAGGUCACACACUUUUGUUUACAGGAAACUGAGACCAGACUUGGCUCCUGGUCACUGCGAUUUGCAAGCCUCAUGCUAAUUUUGCUCAAAUGUGGCCAGUUUCCAGUUACCUCCCAGAAAGGAGGUAAUUAGAUGACAAGUUUUUCUCCAGAGUGUCAGCUGUGGCAAUCAGAGCCUGCUGUCUUUUAUUCUGCUACCAGAUUCAGUUGGACCAUGGUGUGUCCAUUAUGCCCUGACCUAGCUUAAAGCAACAAUGUGCGGUGUUUCUAUUGCUGCUAUGCAGCCCAAGUGGUAGAAAUCAGAGCAAAAAUUCUCCUGGUAACACCCUGAUCCCCUGACUUCAAUGGACUUGUAAUUCCCUUCAGCAGCUGUGACGGUAGCUUUACAGACUGUAGUUGCAUGCUAUUGGGGAUGAAAUUUUAUGACUGCCUGAUGUAGUAGGUAGGUAUUACAUUAAAUCUUACUCCUGAGAGAUCA